GCUGGCUUGUGUAACUGAGUAAGUUAAGGGUGGGGCUCCUUGAUUAUGCUGUAACAAGACUUUUUGUGUAAGAUUUAAAUAUGAAAAGUUAAAACUGAAACUUCUGCUGUUGCAAAAGGUAUUGCGUCAAUGACAUCAGUCUGUGCUACUGGCUUCUAGGUAGAUCAUUAAUGAAGAAUUCCCGGAACCGCUCCCAGCUUUUCCUGUCAGUCUUUUGCUUGUCCGGACUGGUGAGGCUUGUUUUGGAUUUUCUCUCUUUCCCCUGAGGAAUGGCGGUGUCUAAAGUCUCUAUUUCCGAAGCCAAACUCUGCUGUGCCAUUUGCUUGGACCUCCUCAAGUCUCCUGCCACCAUCCCGUGCGGCCACAACUUCUGUAUGGAAUGCAUCGGGAGGUGCUGGCACCAGGAUGGGAGAUCGGAGACCUUCCGGUGCCCCCAGUGCCGGGAGACAUUCAGCUCCAGACCUUCCCUGUCCAAGAACACCAUUCUCUGUGAGAUCGUGGAGGACUUCACCACCUCGGAUUCCUCCUCUGCCUCAAAGGAUGCUACUGGCCCUCAGGAUGUCCUGUGUGACUUCUGCACUGAGCAGAAGCUGAAGGCAGUCAAGUCAUGUGUGGUUUGCAUGGCCUCCUUCUGCCAGCUUCACCUCUUGCCCCACGCCAGCAACCCGGUCUUCAAGGACCACCGCAUCAUCAGUCCCAUCAGCGAUAUCGAGGCCAGGAAGUGCCCAAGCCAUCGGAAACCGCUGGAGGUCUUCUGCCGGACUGACCAGACGAGUGUCUGCUGUUUGUGCGCCAUCAAUGAGCACAGACAACACGAGACAGUGUCCUUGGAGGAGCAAGUCAAUGAACUAAAGAAAGAACUUAAUGAGCGACAGGGAGAGGUGGAUACACUGAUAGAGGAAACCUCAGGCGAGAUUGGAAAGUUGAAACAGAAGAUAGACUCCAUUAAAGGCACGGUGCUACAGGUAAAACAACAGGCCAAGCAGAAGUGUGCCGAGCUGCAGAGAGUAGUCGAGAAGGCACAGAGGGAUGUGUUUCAUUUUCUCGAGGAAGAGGAGGGAGCCGUGGUGAGUCAAGUGGAGAAAUCUAUGGCUCAACUGCAGAGUAGCCUUGUUGUGCUGCAACAGAGCAGGCUGCAGCUGGAGGCUGCCCUGAACAGUGAUGACAGCUUCCUUGUACUGCAGGAAUAUCAACAAUUAAAUAAACCUGUGGAGGCUUGCCCUUUGCUGCCCUGCCAGGUUGAUGCCAAAUUUUCAGCUGUGGAAUGCGCUCUGACUGAACUGUCCAAUCAUAUCACACAGCAACUGCAUGGAAGUUUCAACCCACAUCUGGACCUAGAACAGGCCAAAGGAUAUGGUCCAGCUCUGUCAGUGCCUCCAGGGAACCAGCAGAUGCCACGUGCUCCCUCCCCAAGGACAACUGGGCAUGAAGACCAUGAUAUCUCCAACUCCAUUAACCCAUUAGAUACCUGCCUCAUGGAAACAAAGCCAGACCCCACCUGCAAGAAGAGAGCAGAUUAUUUAAACCAUGCUCUUCAUUUGAUGUUUGACCCCAACACAGCUCACAAGCAUCUCCUUCUCUCAGAUGACAACCGAACGGUGACAGAUGUUGAUCCUGACUGCGUCCCCUAUCCAGAACACCAGGACAGAUUCAACAGCUUCCCUCAAGUGUUGUGCACUCAGAGCAUAUCGGAAGGCUGCUGCUAUUGGGAGGUGGAAAUGAAUGGACACUGGGCAGGAAUCGGGCUCACCUACCAAGGGAUCAAGAGGAAAGGGUCAAAUAUGAGCAGCCUGAUUGGGAGGAACAAUCUCUCCUGGUGUCUCUUGUACAGCAACAGCAAAUUUUCUGCCCUCCACAAUAAACAAGAGGUCACUCUCCAGUCAGGAAGGCAGCAACGGAUCGGAAUCUACCUCGACUAUUCUGAAGGGGCACUGGAAUUCUAUGGUGUUGGGAACACGAUGAGUCUCAUCCACAGAUUCAAGGCAGUGUUUACAGAGCCUGUCUAUCCUGCUUUUUUUGUUUUUCUGGGAACAUCCCUCAGUCUCUGCCAGUUGAGUUAGGGGAAACUUCUUUCAGGGGAUAAAAGACUGCAUGUUAUUUCAGGAUGGAUCUUUUGCGAGAAAGGAAACUAUAUACCAUACCUGGGGAAUGUCACCCCAGAGAGUAGGAAGAAUGUGGAUUAGCACUGUUAAGUGCAAUGGAAAUUGGGAAGUUAGAUAAGAAUGAGGGAGAAUGGAACUGCUAAUAGGUUGAACUGAGGCAGAGGGGGAGAAAACUCUGGAGAGUCUAACAGUGAGCAGUUGGGCUGAGUUCUUUAUUUCCUUUCAAGGAAACAUUUCCAGCCCGAACAUGUAUUACCUUUCUUUCAAUAAUCCUGGAUCAAAGCCAACUAACAAACAUCAUGGGUGUGUGGGGGGGACGCAGUCAGGAUGUGAUAAUGCACACCUUUCCCAUCUUGCUCCAGCAAUGAAACAUUGCCAAAAGGGGGCAGUAGGCCAAGAAGAGGUGGUUAGAAAUGACAGGGUUGGAAGAUGGAGUAUAGAGGAUUUGAGAACAGUCAUGGAUAAUUUCAACUUUUGCUUUGCUAACGAAUCAGAGGGUAAAAAUAUAAGUUUUGGGGAAGUAUUUCUUGUGUGCUUUGUAGUAUAAUUAUUUAAUCUCACCCUCUCCAUCCCUGGUCUAAAAACACCCAGAGGUUAAAACCCAGCAGAACAAGUCAUCCAGAUCACUUUGACUGUUCCAUUCAGCACCUCCCACACUGCUAUCAGAGAACAUGAUGGGAAGACCAACAUUCUGCCUUUGAUAAAUUGUGUAUCCUGCAUAUUUUUGUUGUCUUGCCACUAGAUCAAUGCCUCAGAAUUUCUCCUCUUUACAUAUACAGUUAAAAUCUCCUGCCCCUCUCCUUUGGUACUGCCUUCUCCCUCAAACACAUUGAUAAGGAUAGAGCAGUAGAUGUAGUUGUAUAUGGAUUUCAGCAAGGCAUUUGAUAAGGUACCCCGUGCAAGGUUUAUUGAGAAAGUAACGAGGCAUGGAAUCCAAGGGGACAUUGCUUUGUGGAUCCAGAAUUUGGUUGCCCACAGAAGGCAAAAUUGUAGAUGGGUCAUAUUCUGCAUGCAGGUCAAUGACCAGUGGUGUGCCUCAGGGAUCUGUUCUGGGACCCUUACUGUUUGUGAUUUUUAUAAAUGACAGAUUAAGGAAGUGGAAGAAUGGGCUCUUAAGUUUGCUGAUGACACAAAGGUUGGAGGUAUUGUGGAUAGUGUGGAGGGUUGUCAGAGGUUACAGCGGGACAUCAAUAGGAUGCAAAACUGAGCUGAGAAGUGGCAGAUGGAGUUCAACACAGAAAAGUGUGAGGUGGUUCAUUUUGGUAGGUCAAAUAUAGUAUUAAUUGUAAGACACUUGGCAGUGUGGAGGAUCAGAGGGAUCUUGGGGUCUGAGUCCAUAGGACACACAAAACUGUUCCGCAGGUUGACUGUGUGGUUAAGAAGGCAUAUGAUGCAUUGGCUUUCAUCAUUUGUGGGUUUGAGUUUAGGAGGUGAGAGAUAAUGUUGCAGCUAUAUAGGGGCCCACUUGGAGGACUGUGCUCAGUUCUGGCUGCCUCACUACAGGAAGGAUGUGGAAACCAUAGGAAGACUGCAGAGGAGAUUUACAAGGGUGUUGCCUGGAUUGGGAAGCAUACCUUAUGAGAAUAGGUUGAGUGAACUCGGCAUUUUCUCCUUGGAGCGAUGGAGGAUGAGAGGUGAACCUAUAGAGAUAUGUAAGAUGAUGAAAGGCAUUGAUUGUAUGGCUAGUCAGAGGCUUUUCCCCAGGGCUGAAAUGGUAACACGAGAGGGCACAGUUUUAAGGUUUUUGGAAGUAGAUACAGAGGAGAUGUAGGGUAAGUUUUUUUUACGCAGUUAGUGGCCAGUGCGUGGAAUGGGCCGCCAGCAACGGUGGUGGAGGCAGAAAUGAUAGGGACUUUUAAGAGACUCCUGGAUAGGUACAUGGAGCUUAGUAAAAUAGAGGGCUAUAUCUUAUAAAGGCUCAGCAUUAUCUCCUUGCUUUUAUAUUCCAUUCCCCUUGAAUAAAUGCCAACGUUGCAUUUGCCACCUUUACCACAGACUCAGCCUAUGAAUUAACCCUCUGGAAGUCUUGCACAAGAAUUCCCAAGUCCCUCUGCACCUCUGAGGUUUGAACCUUCUCCCCAUUUAGAUAAUAGUCUGCAAUAUUGUUCCUUUUACCAAAAUGUAUUAUCAUACAUUACCCAACAUUGUAUUCCAUCUGCCAUUUUUUUUGCCCACUCUUCCAAUUUUUCAAAGUCAUACUCAAUCACAUUGCUUCCCCAGCACUGCCUACCCCUCCAUCUAUCUUUGUAUCAUCCGCAGACUUUUCCACAAAGCUAUCAAUUCCAUUAUCCAAAUCAUGGACAAACAGAGGAGAACACCACUAGUCACUGGCAGUCAACCAGAAAAGGCCACCUUUAUUCCCACUUGCUGCUUCCUGCCUGUCAGCUAUUCCUCUAUCCAUGCCAGUAUCUUUCCUGUAACAGAUUUUAUCUUGUUAAGCAGUCUCAUGUGUGGCACCUUAUCAAAUGCCUUCUGAAAAUCCAUGUAAAUGACAUCCAGUGAUUCUUCUUUGUCCUCCUGGCUGGUUACUUCCUCAAAGAACACUAACAAAUUUGUCAGGCAAGAUUUCCCUUCACAUGCUGACUUUGACUUAUUUUAUCAUUAAUUUCCAAGUAUGCCAAAACCUCAUCCUUAAUAAUGGACUUCAACACUUCCCCAACCACUGAGGUUAGGCUCACUAGCCUGUAAUUUCCUUUUGCCUUCCUCCCUUCUUAAAAAGUGGAGUGACAUUUGCAAUCUUCCAGUCCUCUGGUACCAUGCCAGAAUCAAGUGAUUCUUGAAAGGUCAUGACUAAUGCACCCAUUAACUUUCAACAACCUCUCUCCAGACACUGGGAAUGUAGUCCAUCUGGUCUAGGUGACUUACCCAUUUUAAGACCUUUGAGUUUGCCUAGCACUUUUUCCUUUGUAAAAGCAAUGGCAUUCAAUCCUGCUCCCUAACAUUCACGGACCUCUGAUACACUGCUAUAUGUUCCACAGUGAAGAUUCAUUUGCCAUCUCUUUGGCCCCCAUUACUAACUCACUGGCAUCUUUUUCCAGUGGUCUAAAAUCAACUCUCACCUCCCUUUUACUCUUUAUAUAACUGAAUAAUUCCUAACCACUGUCUCUAUUCCCUUUCCUUCCUGAGACUGAGCUUGUCUGCUUUGUCUCAGUGAGUUGCAGAUCACCCACCCAAAGCAAUAGUAACUACAUAAUCCCACCUAUGUAACACCCAUUGAUGUUUCUGCUAAACUCAAACACAACAACUCUAAAGCAUUCUUUGAUGGCCUCCAUCAGCUUCCAUACAAAUCUAAGCUGUCAUACAAAUGCCUGCUGACCGUACCCCAACUCCCACAAGACCAGGGCAUUCUGCAUGCCAUAGAUUACUAGGAACUGUUGGAUUGAUUGCACAUAGCGGGAGUGAAACUUGAAAAGAAGCAAGCGGGAGCAGUCAGGACAUUCUGUGCACUGCAUAUUGUGGGAUAAUUAGGCACUUGUCAAGGGUCAAUAAAAAGAAGUUAGAUUUAAACAGAGCAGCAUUAUGUGAGUGGGACAGGGUUGAGUCUUUGGCUCAUGGAGGUUUCAGCAAGGAGAGUUAUGUAGAUUUUCUUUCUUAUUGCAUGGUUAGAGCAGUGGGAAUGCCAGAGAGGUUGGUGGAAUGCUCCUCUUGAGGGGUGUGGAAAGUCAGGGAGACCUCCAGUGUCCCUGACGACUAUACCUGCAAGAUAUGUGGCCAGCUGACUGUUAUGGAAUUGAAGAUGGAGCUGGAUCAACUCUGGAUCAUUUGGUAGGCUGAAGGGUAGACAGGUGAUACAGGGAGGUAGUUACACUUAAGAUGCAGAACACUGGUAACUGAGCAACCAUCAGGAAGGGGAAAGAGGAUAGGCAGUGAGUGAAGGGUACCCAUGUGGCCAUUCCCUUCAAUAACAGCUUUUGGAUAGUGUUGUGAGAUGGUCCAGAGGAGGUUUACAAGAAUGAUUCUGGGCAUUAAAGUGCUAAUGCAUGAGGAGUGUUUGAUGGGUUUGGGUCAGUAUUCACUGGAAAUUAGAAGAAUGGGGGGUGGGAAUCUCAUUGAAACAUACUGAAUAUUGAAAGGCCGAGAUACAGUGGAUGUGGAGAGGAUUUUUUCUAAAGUGGCUGAGUCUAGGACUAGUGGGCACAGCCUAAGAAUAGAGGGGCAUCCACUUAGAACAGAGAUAAGGUGUGUAGAGGCCAAGCCAUUGAGUAUUUUAAAAGGUUGUUAGGUUCUUGAUUAGUCGAGGCAUCAAAAGUUACAGGGAGAAUGGGGUUGGGAGGGAUAAUAAAUCAGCCUUGAUGGAAUGGCAGAGCAGACUCAGUGGGCUGAAUGGCCUAAUUCUUAUGUCUAUGUCUUACGGUCUUUAUUUCAAACAUUAAUUAUUUUUUUGCAAUGUUACAUUCAGCUGGAUUGACAUGAAUAUACUUUGAUCUAAACUUGUACAAAAUAAAGUGUGCUUUUGGAAUGACA
Molecule: messenger RNA, 6566 nt
Organism: Hypanus sabinus (Atlantic stingray)
Lineage: Eukaryota; Metazoa; Chordata; Chondrichthyes; Myliobatiformes; Dasyatidae
Product: tripartite motif-containing protein 16-like
Exons: 7
Coding region: 270-2060 (596 amino acids)
Molecular function (GO): protein binding; zinc ion binding
Source: RefSeq, a predicted model, not a curated record